Molecule: messenger RNA, 1343 nt
Organism: Caenorhabditis sp. 36 PRJEB53466
Lineage: Eukaryota; Metazoa; Nematoda; Chromadorea; Rhabditida; Rhabditidae
Source: the annotation of a GenBank genome assembly
AUGUUCCCACUGCCAUCCUCGUUUGUAGCGGUAAAUGUUCCAUCGCUCUGAGAUACGAUACAUGACCGCCAAUUUUCAGAUCAAGCCGCAGUACUCGAGCCCGUUGCCGGAGCAAGUGCCGAUGCCACCGCAGGAAUGGCUCGACACAUUGGGCACGGGCCAGAACCCGGUUUGUUUUCCAAAAAUUCUGAUUUCCAUUAUAUGCAUCGUUCCUCUAGAAACAGAAGAGCGAGGAUCAGUACAAACAUAAGACGAAAAACGAGAAGGAAGCGGGAAGUGAGGAGAGCAAGGAGCUGUAUCUAGUGUUCGUUCCGCUCGUGUUGCAGAAUCCGCUUCUGCUUGUUCAAGGUGCCAAGGUUAGUCUGAAUUUUUUGAAAUUUUUUGAGCUGCCACGAGAUUUGUUUUUUGUCACAAAAAUGUUGCAGAAGUAUGUAGAAGGGUAGCUUUUAUUUGCAGCAGGGCUGGGUCAUCGCUCGUCCUAUAACUAGGAGGAUUCAGCAGGGCAUGAAUUUAUGAAGUUGCAUUGUGGAUGGUGUUUAGGUGGCUUUUCGUGCGUCUAGGCUAUGUCUGCAAAAUUUGAAAAACACAUACAUAUUUUCAAAUCAAAAUAACGCUUUACAGGAUCACGCCAUAAAGGUUCACCUGCCAUCCCCGUUGGGAGAGUUAGUCCUUCCUGUCCCGUUCGGAGAGGUAACCCUUCAACCGCUUCGAAACGUAAUGCAUGACUGUCAAUUUUCAGUCUCUGGCGCACUACCAAAGCCCGUUGCCGGAGCAAGUGCCGAUGCCGCCGCAGGAAUGGCUCGACAAAUUGGGCACAGGCCAGAGCGCGGUUUGUGCUUCCAAUUUUAACAACAUUCAAUGUAUUGUACUUCUAGGCGAUGAACAAUCAGGAUCAGGAGAUGAAGAAGUCGAAGAAACGCGGGGGAAACAACAAGAAAAAGCAAUCGGAGCGCGCCUCGUACCUGCCGGAGCUCCUGCGUCUGUUCGCCCACGCUACUAAGGUCAGUUGGAAAGUGUGAAAUUAAAAAAGGCUGGACGCUGGCCCUGCUGUCAUACAAACUUGCCCCACAGAAAUGUUGUGGAGUAGUAACUAUGCAUUGUAAAGAAUUUACAUUUUUCAGGCUGCUAACGAGAAAAAGAAGAAGGGAGGGACUUCGAAGGCCGAGAAAGUGGUUAGUUUACUUUUUUAAACCCUAAAUGGAUAGCCCUAAUAAUGUCCAAUAAUAGAAAUAAGCCGUUCAAUCGCUGUAUAAGAGACCUUUUUUCAGAUGCACCCGCCGUUUGCUCGCACUCUCUCGUCGGUCGAGCUGGAGAUUUUGGACGAGGAGAAGAAUACGAAGUAG